GUUUCACUGAAUCAAGUACGUCCACACUUUGCCGCAAAAGACUCCUGCAACAGCCCGCCAGCACUACAAGUCGACACGCACCUUCCUGGUUGCCUAUGCCGAGAUGUUCCAGCUUCGAGCGACGCCGACGCACGCGACACCCAUUUACGAUGCGCUGUCCCAGACCAUUCCAUACUUCGUUCCGCCGUCGCUACGUGCAUCACUGCUAGAUGGCACCUCUCCCUUACUCUCCUGGCAGCCUGGCCGCACGCCCUUCAGCACCGGCACAUCGGUCCUGCUUGCAGGCGCCGGCUACCUCGCGAUAAUCUUCACCGGUCAGGCGCUUAUGCAAAAGUUCAAGGUCCAGGCUUUUAAACUCAAACAGCCCUUUGUCCUGCACAACUUCUUGCUCAGCGUGUGCAGUGGCCUGCUGCUCGCAUGCAUGCUAGAGGAGAUUUUGCCGCUCUGGAAAAGGAAUGGGUUUUACUAUGCCAUUUGCGCUGAGCAAGCAUGGACAAAGAGGAUGGAGACACUCUACAUUUUCAAUUACAUUUUCAAAUUCUGGGAACUGGGCGACACAGUCUUCCUGGUCCUCAAAAAGAAGCCGCUCGCUUUCCUACAUGUCUACCACCACUCCGCCACUGCUCUCCUCUGCUUCAGCCAGCUGUUGGGCAAGACAAGCGUCUCCUGGGUCGUUAUUACUCUCAAUCUUUUCGUACAUGUCAUUAUGUACGCUUAUUACAUGCUCACUGCCCUGCGAAUUCCCUGCCCGUGGAAGAAGGCAGUGACAAGCACGCAGAUCCUGCAAUUCGUCCUCGACCUGGGCGUUAUCUACUAUGCAAGCUACAAUUACUUUGUCAAUGCCUAUGGUUUGGGCAAGACUCUGCCCAAUCACGGAAAGUGUGCUGCUGGAAAGGAGCAUGCUGUCUGGUCUGGCUGCACAAUCCUCUCAUCGUACCUCGUCCUCUUCAUCGCUUUCUACCAAAAGACAUACAAGUCCAAGAAAGCAGCCGGCGAGGCGCACACUGCAUUCGCCAAGACUGCAAAGCAAGCGACCAGCCUUGCCGCGGAGAAGGACAUGAUCUCCGGCACCGGAGGUGCCAGCCAGCCAGCUUCUGUGGCCAAUUCCGAUGAGAAGAAGAGGAGCAGCAAGAGCAGUGGAAAUGCGUAAUAAAGCACAGCAACAAUAUUCCACAGAGCUAGGAGAGGGACGCUGCAACAUUGUCCCACUCUGCCAGAGAUCAGACAUUGUGAAUUUUUCCCCUAAAGCAAGCGAAAGUUGCCCAAACCUCAUCGCCCCAUACACGCAGUACUUUAUUAUUGCACGCCAUCCGACGACCCUCUAAUGAUGACGCACGCUGCCUGUAGAUGAGCAAU
Molecule: messenger RNA, 1356 nt
Organism: Tilletiaria anomala UBC 951
Lineage: Eukaryota; Fungi; Basidiomycota; Exobasidiomycetes; Georgefischeriales; Tilletiariaceae
Product: ELO-domain-containing protein
Exons: 4
Coding region: 104-1150 (348 amino acids)
Biological process (GO): fatty acid elongation, monounsaturated fatty acid; sphingolipid biosynthetic process; very long-chain fatty acid biosynthetic process
Cellular component (GO): endoplasmic reticulum membrane
Molecular function (GO): fatty acid elongase activity
Source: RefSeq, a predicted model, not a curated record